AUGGACUUCUAUCGAGUGAACCUGGCCGCCUUGAUCGUGGCCAAUUCGUGCUAUUUUAUGUAUCGACAUCACACGCAAAAUCGCAAACUGCGCCGUCGCGGUGCCCCCCGAGAUGAGCAAGCCGAAGCGGCUGCCACAAGCUUCAAACGACGAUUCCUCCUCGUCUACACCCUGGUGGUUGCAGCAGAUUGGCUUCAAGGACCAUACACCUACGCGAUCUACAAGUACGAAAAGCAGCUCGAAGAACACACAGUCGCACUUCUGUACGCAUCAGGUUUCGUUUCGGGUGCUGCAAGUGCUCCCUUUGUGGGACAGCUUGCAGACCGCUAUGGCAGACGAGCUGCCUGUGUCGCUUAUUGCGUCUGCUACGGUAUCACAUGUCUUACAAUGCUGAGCCGCAACCUCAAUGCCUUGUAUAUCGGCCGUCUGUUUGGAGGCAUUGCAACGACAUUGCUGUUUAGUGCCUUUGAGGCCUGGAUGAUUACCGAAUAUCAUCACUUGCAGAUUGACGAGAGCACGGUGCCUCUCGGCCGGAUUCUCGCCAACAUGACGACGACUAGCAGUAUCGCCGCAAUAUUAUCUGGUGUACUUGGAAACGGUCUUGUUCAAUGGUCCGGCACUCGACUGGGUCCUUAUGUCGCCAGCUUUGGCUGCUGCAUCGUGGCCAGCAUCCUCAUCUUGGUGACAUGGCGAGAAAACUAUGGCAGUGCGGCCAAAUCGUUGGAGAGCCCAGAAGCCCAGAAGCUGAAACAUAGUGUGCUUACGGCACUUACAGAUCCAAGGAUCAUGACUAUGAACUUUGCCUCCUGCUGUUUCGAAGGCACAAUGUAUCUAUUCGUGUUCUUCUGGUCUGCUGCCCUCAAGAGCCUAAGAGCAAAAUCAGGACACCAGGACGACCUUCCCUUUGGUCUCAUCUUCUCGAGUUUCAUGUGCGCCAUGAUGGCAGGAUCUAGCAUCGCUUCGACUCGAACUGCCUCUCAUUCGAGUCACGGCGCCUUGAACAUACUCAUGUUCGUAUAUGCCAUAGCAUCUGGUGCGUUUGCUGUUUCGACCAUGCUGGAGGACGAACACGCGCUAUUCUGGGCCUUCUGUGUCAUUGAAGGCUGUGUUGGUGCAUAUUUUCCGAAAAUGGCCCUCAUCAAAAGCAACAUCGUCGACGACUCUGCGCGAGGAGGGGUCUACAGCGCUUUAAGACUUCCGCUGAAUAUCUUCGUCGUCGUCGCCCACAGUCUCGACCGCGGUGGUGACGAACAUCGGAAUUCUGUCUUCUUGUUUUGCGCAGCCCUUUUGUUGGCUGCUUAUCUUGUCAUAUCGAGACAGAUGUAA
Trichoderma reesei QM6a is the source of this 1326-nucleotide messenger RNA. RefSeq lists its product as uncharacterized. The record is from RefSeq and is a predicted model, not a curated record. The transcript is spliced from 3 exons. Gene Ontology annotation, molecular function: molybdate ion transmembrane transporter activity. Gene Ontology annotation, cellular component: membrane. Lineage: Eukaryota; Fungi; Ascomycota; Sordariomycetes; Hypocreales; Hypocreaceae. Gene Ontology annotation, biological process: molybdate ion transport. The coding region runs from base 1 to 1326 and encodes 441 amino acids.